This is a messenger RNA of Porites lobata, 1135 nucleotides long. The record is from the annotation of a GenBank genome assembly. Lineage: Eukaryota; Metazoa; Cnidaria; Anthozoa; Scleractinia; Poritidae.
AUGUUUUAUUAUUCUACAUUCGUUACGAUGGUUUUAGUCUUGUGUCUGGCCGCUUUACCAUUUUGUGAAGGUAAGUAAGAUCAGUGUCUAGCGACAAGCCCCCUGACUAACGUCCUUUUGUGAUGCCGACUGUGCCUAAUUUAUAGAUAUGUCGGGUUGCUUCGCUUGAUGAGUUUGCCUUUUCUAAAUAAAACUCAGUGAAUUUACGGCUUUAGAAGACAACUUGUGUUUACAACUAGAGCAGUCUUCCCACCCUCCCGCAUCCCCCAUAGGUAUGGUGGAGAGUUUUUUGUAGAAUUUAUUUUUUAUUACAUAAUAAUUUCUCUUUCCGACUCAGGAUCAAAGACAAACGGUUCAAGAAAUGAAUACGAGACACCCACAAACCUGUGUAUAGCCCUGUUAUUACUGUUUAUCGCUUGGCUUACUGUUCUCUUAAUUAUCUUCUUAUACUGUCGGCGUUAUCUGCUCGGGAGUCGUCCAAACAGGUUAGUCAAGGAUAGAAAACGGGUCAAGUUUGAUCUCUUGAUUGGGAGAAUUUGUCGUACUUUAAUAUGUUUAAAAAGAAAUCCUGAAGAGAACACAAAUCUCGUAUUUAGAGCGCGUGGCUUUUCCAUCAGCAGGAGGGUCUGUUUACACGCUUAUAGGGAAGCCUGAAUUCGGCCCUAGGUAUCAACUGAUCAUUUGGUAGUUUCAACUAAAAGUAAAGGUAAUUUUAUCAUCCCGGCAUCCUGGCGUGCGCCCUUUUUUUAAUUGGAUAGGCACCUGUUUUACACAGAUAUCUGUACUAUGUAGUUUUUGGUCAAAUUUCAAUAACUUUUUGAAACUGCCCUUUUUGCAAUUUAGUGUCUACUUUAACUGAGUCUGCAAACUCAUGGUGAUACUUACUAUUUUGGUUUUGCUUUUUUACUUUUACAGAAACGCAGUAAGCCUUGAAACACAUUUGGGAGAAACAGAAAUGGAGGAAUGGGGUUCCACACAGAGAACACUUAUGAACCUGUCGCACAAGGAACCAAUUACGGAGAAGCACGAUAGGUCCACACAAACAGAGCACCUAUUGAUUGAGUCCCUAGCGACACCAGAACGACAAGCAAAGCGCCUCUCUCCCAUUCAACACAGAAUCUCGACUGACCAUUGA